AUGAUAUCGGCGUUCUUCAUCUUCAACCAGAAAGGCGAAAGAGAACGAGAGAGAGGGGGAGAGAGAGAGAGAGCGUUGGAGAACAGAAAGCUAACGAAAUUCCUCGACAGGACGAACGCCAACGCCGCGCUCAUCUUCGAGUUCUGUUACCGGUUUAUCAAUAUCUGCAAAGCGUACUUUGGAAAGAUUGAUGAAGAGAGUGUUAAGAAUAAUUUUACGCUGGUGUAUGAGAUUAUUGAUGAAAUCUGCGACUUUGGGUUCCCCCAGAACAGCGAGAUCGAUGCUCUGAAAGCGUACCUCACGACGGAGAGUGUGGUAUCACAGGGUGCAACACCCGACGAGUCGUCGAAGAUCACGGUACAAGCUACGGGCGCGAUUAGCUGGAGGAGGCCGGAUGUCAAGUAUAAGAAGAACGAGGCGUUCGUGGAUGUGAUUGAGACUGUGAAUCUUAGUAUGAGUGCGAAAGGCACUAUCCUAAGAGCGGACGUGGACGGCCAUAUUCUGAUGCGCGCUUACCUCUCUGGAACCCCCGAGUGCAAGUUUGGCUUGAAUGACAAGUUGGUGAUUGAUAAAGGCGGAGGAGGUGGAGGUGGUGGAGAUGCGGUUGAGUUGGAUGAUUGUCGGUUCCACCAGUGUGUAAGGUUGAAUGAGUUUGAUGCGUCGCGGACGAUCAGCUUUAUCCCGCCUGAUGGCGAGUUCGAGUUGAUGAAAUCAACUUCGAACGUCAAAUUGCCUAUCAAAGUGAUCCCCACUGUAACGGAACUCGGGACUAUGCAGGUUUCGUACAACGUGGUUGUUAAAGCCAACUUUAACAGCAAGUUGGCGGCGACGAAUGUGGUGUUGAGGAUACCUACCCCGUUGAAUACUGCGAGUGUGGAUUGUAAAGUGGGGACGGGAAAGGCAAAGUAUGUUCCUGCUGAGAACGUGGUUGUGUGGAAGAUUCCGAGGAUGCAAGGAGGACAGGAAUGCGCGUUCAUUGCUACUGCUACGCUCGCUAGUGUCACCAAUCGGCAGGUCUGGGCGCGACCGCCUAUUGAUGUGGAUUUCCAGGUGUUGAUGUUCACGUCGUCGGGGUUGAUUGUGCGUUUCUUGAAGGUGUUUGAGAAGAGUAAUUACCAGAGCGUCAAGUGGGUGCGGUAUCUGACCAAGGCGAGCGGGACGUACCAGAUCCGGAUUAUUCAGAUGGACAGGCGUAAUGAUAAGAUUAUCAUAUGA
Coprinopsis cinerea okayama7#130 is the source of this 1215-nucleotide messenger RNA. Its product is annotated as AP-2 complex subunit mu. Lineage: Eukaryota; Fungi; Basidiomycota; Agaricomycetes; Agaricales; Psathyrellaceae. The record is from RefSeq and is a predicted model, not a curated record. Bases 1 to 1215 code for a protein of 404 amino acids. Gene Ontology annotation, molecular function: clathrin-cargo adaptor activity. Gene Ontology annotation, biological process: intracellular protein transport; clathrin-dependent endocytosis. Gene Ontology annotation, cellular component: AP-2 adaptor complex; cytoplasmic vesicle. The transcript is spliced from 9 exons.